GAACGAGAGGAGCGGGAUAUGCAGCAGCGGCCGGUCCUGUAGUCCGUCCUGUUGGUUAGACAUCAUCAUUCAGGAGGAAACAGAAGCCCCGUGUUUGCCAGAACACGUCUAGACUCGUUUGAGAAGGGCACUGCUGUUUUUCCCCAACUUUCCUCAUGUAUUUUUUGUGCUUCUUGUAUGACAUUCUGAUUCAUUCAUAAUCCUGAUCUCACUGCUGUCCUGUGACAGUCCCGGACCGAACAUCGCCGUCUCCCCAGGGCUUAUCUUAUAGGAAUGAUGCAUGUUACAUUUGACUUUGGUGGAAGUGCAAAAGGAGGGGACCUCCAGAGGAUGGUUUGACUUGGAAGAAGAAGCGAUCCGGUAGAAUAGCAUCUCCUUUCCUGCAUAGACAGAGCCGAAAGUCAGACAGGAACCAGAAAACCGCUGGAUUUUUAGGAUUCCUUCUCCAGAGACGUAGUGAGCGAUUACUUUCUGAAACUUUCUCUUCAUCAUUGAACCAUGGCUGGGUUGUACGGAUGCUUUAAGGCCCGGAGCAGUGACGGCGCUGCCAUGGCAUCAGGACCUGCAGAUUCAAUCAAUCAGGAGCCUGCCGACGUCCAGGAAGACUGCUCAGGAAAGAAGAAAUCCAAGUUCCAGACGUUUAAGAAGUUCUUCACGCGGAAAAAGAGAAAGGAGCCGUCGACUGCGGGAGCAGACGCCGGCCUCAAGGCCAGCCAAUCCAGCGACAAUGUCAGCAAAACGUCGGACAACAACGCGCUCACUCGAUCCGAGAGGGAAAAGGGAUCUGGGUCAAAGGUCAGCCUGGGCGGCAAGGCCUUGUCACACGACUCUGUGUUUGUGUCCGACUCGUCAGAGGCCAACGAGGCUCUCGGGGCGUCUCAGGAUAGCAUCAGCGGGAAAGUGAAGUCGCUGCAGCUCCAGCUGAAGCAGGCCAUGAAGCUGAGCUCUUUGAAGAGGACGGACGAUGCUGGCGCCAUGUCCGAGGAUGACGGCCUUCCCUGCAGUCCACCUGAAUGCUCCACUCCUCACUCCCUGACGAAACGGAGUCAGAUGAAGAGCAACAACAGUCUGCUGGACAGCGAUGACGACCAGUUGUCGUGUUCAGCUUCCAGCAGAGCGGUGAGCCCCCUGGUGGUUCCCGGGGACUUCAGCCAGCCGGCCAGUCCCUUCGGCUGCCUCGAUAGCUCUGGGGCCAAACACAAGCUGGGCCUGAGACAGAAAGCCCGCAACAAGAGGAAACCUGCCACUCGGCUGGAGUGGAAAACAGAAGGAGACUCUGCCGUGGAGGAGACGCUGACGGACUCUGUCCCGGGAGAAACGGCAUCGCUGGAGGAGCAGAAACAGCAGACAGAAGAUCCAAGUGGUGAUCAAGCGAAACCAAAGUUGGAUAGGGAGGAAGACGAGGAGGAGGAAUAUGAGGAGAGAGGACACCCACCGGAUCCCACAGUAUCCCUGUUGAGAGAUAAGGAGAAAGGGGAGGAGGGAGAGGACGAGCCGGAAGCAGAACAGGAUGUUUCUCACGGCCCGGACACUUCCUGUCCUGCAGAGCCGAGUCUCUCCGAGGACGAAGGCUCAGAUGAUCAGGCCCCGCCCUCCUCCACUCCCGGCUCCAGAGCUGAGUCUCUGGACACUUCCAGGGCCACGCCGGAGCCCCCUGCUGGUCCAGGAGAGUAUCUGAGUGGGCCCGCGGGCGACCACCGCGCUGAAAGGGACUCGGCCUCGGCCGAGGAAGACGAGGUCCAGGAGAGCUGGGAAGAGGAGAGCUCCUUCUUACAAGAGGUUCUGAGCUCCUUGAAGACCCCGCUUGAGUCUCGCUCCCUGGAUGUGGAGGCCAAGGACGUUGUCCUGGAGAGGAAGGAGGAUAAGAGGAAAAAAGAAGAAGUGGAGAAGGAGGAAAGCGUUGAGAUAAAAGAGGAACCAGGGGUGGACGGGUCUGUUGGUUAUCGGGCCUCCUCCUACUCCGUCCAGUCAGGUCAGACCUCAGAUGGAGAAGAGGAGGCUGCUGCACCUUCCUUGCAAGAAGAAGUAGAUACUCUUGGAGAAGAGGAGAACAGCAGAGGGGAAGAAGCAGAGGAGGAAGAGGAAGAUUUGGUCCUGGAACAAGUCACUCAGGACGCUCCACGUUUCCUUCAGCUUGAAGAGGAAGGGCAGGAUGACGAGCCAGAGGAGGAUAACUUGUUUACAGGACAGGCUCUACGCCAGGAGAGAGAGGAUAGAGCAGAAGAAGAGGAGGAAGAGGCAACAAAGCUAGGGGAGGAGGGGUCGGGGAAGCCAGAGGAAGACGAUGAUGAUGGGGAGGUGGAAGAGCAGGUGAAUGACCUGGUGGAAGUAGAGGAACCCGAGCAAGUGAUGGAGAUUAUUCCUGAUUCCCAAAAUGAGGAAAUCCAAAGUACUUCAGCUUUCCAGGAGGCAGGUGCAGCUGCAGUGUUGGGGGAGGACGACGUCUACAACACAGAAGACACAAGUGAUGAAGUACAUGACCCGGGAUUCACCACAGUCCAGGAGGGGCAAGGAAACCUCUACCAGAGGGAGGAUGAGAGGGAGGAUGGAGAACAGGAGGCCGGAGAAGAGGAGGCCGGAGAAGAUGAGCUCACAGGAGAUGUGUCAGAGGACGAGGACAAACAGGAAGACGUGGCAGUAGAAAACAGGACAGCACUCCACCUGGAGGAGGAAGGUGCUGAGAUGUUGCCUCAGAUUCAGAAGGAGCAGCUGACCGUGUCACCCAAGCCUCCUCUGUUGCGUCUGAGCGAUCCGCCUAGUAUUCACUCACAAGAGGGCGCAUCCCUCCCUUCCAGUAAAACUCCCAUCAUGCAUGUAAAUCUGGCAUCUCCACCCUCAGAGGGAGAUGCAGCUUCAUUCCAACUGUCGUCAACUUCUGCCAAAGAUGUCAUGGAGUCCCUAGUACCUACAGACCAAGGUGAAGCACCUGUAGAUGAGGAGCAAACGGACGCCGUGGAAGAUGUGGAAGAGAAACAACCCACCCAAGGCCGCUUCACCAUCGCCUCCGCAUGGCAGAGAUCGCAGGAUCACACCUCUCCUCCUUCCUCACCUGCCUGCACCUCUUCACCCAGAGAGGAGGAGGACGAGGCCACAAGGGAUCAAGCUGUAAAAGAUGAGCCAGCCAGUUCAGCGCCAGCUGAAGUGGAGUCGAGUCCAGGUAGAGCGAUAGAUGCAGAAAGCACCGCUGGCACACCGCCGAGCAGCUCGGUACCCGCCCCAGACAAACCUCCCAGCUCAGCCUAUGUCCUGGACAAACCUCUCAGCUCAACUCCCACCCCAGACAAACCUUCCAGCUCAGUUCUCACCCUGGACAAACCUCCCAGCUCGGCCUACGUCCCGGACAAACCCCCCAGCUCAACUCCCACCCCAGACAAACUUCCCAGCUCGGUUCCCACCCCAGACAAGCCUCCCAGCUCACCUCCCACCCCGGACAAACCUCCCAGCUCAACUCCCACCCCAGACAAACUUCCCAGCUCGGUUCCCACCCCAGACAAGCCUCCCAGCUCAACUCCCGUCCUGGACAAACCUCCCAGCUCAGUUCCCACCCCGGACAAACCUCCCAGCUCAGUUCCCACCCCGGAUAAACCUCCCAGCUCAGUUCCCACCCCGGAUAAACCUCCCAGCUCGACCCCCGUCCCAGACAAACUUCCCAGCUCACCUCCCACCCCGGACAAACUUCCCAGCUCACCUCCCACCCCGGACAAACUUCCCAGCUCACCUCCCACCCCGGACAAACUUCCCAGCUCACCUCCCACCCCGUACAAACCUCCCAGCUCGGCCCCCGUCCCGUACAAACCUCCCAGCUCGGCCCCCGUCCCGUACAAACCUCCCAGCUCGGUACCCGCCCAGGACAAACCUCCCAACUCACCUCCCACCCCGUACAAACCUCCCAGCUCGGCCCCCGUCCCGUACAAACCUCCCAACUCAGUUCCCACCCUGGACAAACCUCCCAGCUCGACCCCCGUCUCAGACAAACCCCCCGGCUUGGCCGCUGCCAGCACUGCCGCAGAGAGCGCCGUGGUCGUGGAGGGAAACCCAGACAACCCUUUCGGAAUUCGGCUGAGGAAGACAUCAACUCUGCUUCACUUGAGUUCGGAGGAGGAAACCCACGAGCCUUCGGUUGAGUCCCUGACUCCACCAAGCGGCAGUAAAGUCGACACGCCGCCACCGCCGCCGCCGGUGAGCAGCAAGCCCCCCGUGGGUCAGUCGGGCGGCAGCAAGCCUGCUCUCCCUAAGAAACCGGAGGUUCAAGGAGACGCUGGGGGCCAAACAAAGCGUGUCUCAGACGCAGCUGGCGGUCGAGGCGCUUCUGGGGCAUUGCAUCGUCCCAGCUGGGUUUCUGUGGCCAAACAGAAGCAGAAGAUCUAUAAAGAGAAUUCACUGGAAGAGAUCAGUGUGAAGAAGGAGGAACCGGACAGGAAGUCUUCUCUGCCAUCAUACGUCAGCUCAGCUGCAAGCCGGGAGCAGAGCAACAAGACAGUGGAAUCCAGCAGCAAUGUGGUUCAGGUGGAGAUCAGUAAGCCACCGGUGUCGGUAGAAAAGGAGCCCAGGAGGACUCUCCCCUCUCCAAGUCCAGUGCCACCUCAACCCUCCAAAUCCCAGCCACCCCCCUGCCCCAUUACCCCCAAACCACAGCUGCCCUCCCCCACAUCGAGACCUUCGCCGCAGCCCACCCCUCCCCAGCGGUCCCUGUCGCCCCCGACUCCAGUCCCCGUCGCCUCAAAACCUCUCAAUUACUCGCCCCCUUCACACCUCUCCAAACCUGCCGCCCCACCCAAAACCCCCCCGGUCACCUCGCCUCCCUUCUCCCCGAAGACCCCUGUGGACAAGGCCGGCUCCAGGGCCCCCGCUCUGCCUGGACAGGUGUCCCCCCAGAGGGCCCUGUCCCCCCCGGUGCUGCCCCAGGACGAGCCCCCCUGGAUGGCACUGGCCAAGAAGAAGGCCAAGGCCUGGAGCGAAAUGCCCCAGAUAGUGCAGUGAGGGGCCAAGGUUGACCAGGGUCCCAGACCCCAACCGGCUCGGACGGAGCUGGAUGGACCACAAAGCUUUUGCACACAAAUUUCUUAUAAUCCUGACGUUAGGUUUUCUGAUUGACACUCGUUCCCCAAUCCCACAGCUACAGACAUCCCGUCUGGUCCUGAGUACCAGCAGGAGCACGGACGAACCCUCUCUGUGUUUCUCAAGCUGUGUUGUUGUGUUUAUAAGGUGCCUGAAGAAAGAAAUGACAUGUAGCUACACAGCAAAGUAUAUUAAUGUCUUCAUAACUCAGGUGAGUCCAGAUGAGCUCACGAAACAAUCCAGGAAAGGGAAGAUGGAGAAAAUACUCUCAAGAGUAAAAUCAGGAUAAAGAGACAGAAUAAAUAUUAUAAUAAGGAAUCUAUAUAACAGACAAGUUUCUAUAUCUCUGCCCAUUACAGGGUGUGUGUGUGUGUGUGUGUGUGUGCGUGUGUGUGUGUGUGUGUGUGUGGAGGGGAUUUUAAGGCAGAGAAAUUUGCUCGAUUAAAUGAUGUAAUAUCUGAUGAGCGUUCCAGAUGUUUCACCCAGGCAGUUUUCCUCUCGACGUAAUUCACUAAUGCUACGAUAUUUGUUUGCUGAGUCAGCUGUUGCCAAACGUGCUCCAGCAUCUCCGUGUAAAUAACAUUUUUAUCCUUCUCUUUUGAUAACUUUGACUUCUCUUGUUCGCACUUUGACUCCCAACCCACCGGUGGUCUGCUUGGCCACUCCCCAGUCUGGGAUGGUCCAUGUGACUCCCUCGCGGGCCUCACACUAUUUUAGUAAAUCAUGAUGUUGUUGAUCACAAAAAUGCUUUCCAUUGUAAAUGAAAACAAAAACACAAAAAAUCUGCAGAACGUUGAGUCACAUGAAGUUUGAUUCGCUGCGGGACUCGGAGCCGCUAACGAGUCCCAGAUGUCUGCUCUGUGUUGUUGAAGCUGUCUCACCAUGUCUUUGUAUGCGUUUGAUUUUCUAUUGCCUUUUUGGGUCUUUGUCUUGUACAUAAACUGUACAGUAAAAAACUAAAGAUCUCUGA
Messenger RNA from Cololabis saira (Pacific saury), 6028 nucleotides. RefSeq lists its product as uncharacterized. The transcript has 16 exons. Lineage: Eukaryota; Metazoa; Chordata; Actinopteri; Beloniformes; Belonidae. The coding region runs from base 499 to 4980 and encodes 1493 amino acids. The record is from RefSeq and is a predicted model, not a curated record.